GGUUUUACCCAGCAGAGUAAUCUCGUAGUGCACCAGCGCAUUCACACGGGAGAGAAACCGUACCGGUGUUCGCAGUGUGGGAAACGUUUUAACCAACAGAGUAAUCUUCAAGUACACAAACUCAUCCACACGGGAGAGAAGCCGUACUCCUGCACGCAGUGUGGAAAGAGUUUCCGCCGACAGAGUUUCCUCCAACUGCACCGGCGCAUUCACACCGGAGAGAAGCCGUAUCAGUGCUCACAAUGUGGGAAGAACUUUACAGACAAGAGCAAUCUGAAAACACACCAGCGCGUUCACACGGGAGAGAAACCGUAUCAGUGCUCGCAUUGUGGAAAGAGUUUUACUCACCGUAGUCAUCUCCAAACGCACCAGCGCAUUCACGCUGGAGAAAAACCACACCAGUGUUCACAAUGUGGGAAGUGUUUUAUCAAACACAGUGACCUCCAGCAGCACCAGUACGUUCACACCGAAGCGAAGCCGUAUUACUGUUCAGAGUGUGGAAAGAGCUUCACUGAGAAGAGGAAGUUUCGGAACCACCAGUACGUUCAUACUGGAGUGAAACUGUAUCAGUGCUCACAGUGUGGGAAGAGCUUCACAGCCCAGAGUAAUCUGAAAAAGCACCAGCGCAUUCACACCGGGGAGAAACCAUACCGGUGCUCAGAAUGUGGGAGGAGUUUCAAUCGCCAGUGUAGUCUUCAACGGCACCAGCGUAUUCACACUGGAGAGAAGCCGUAUCAUUGCUCAGGGUGUGGACUGAGUUUUGGUUAUUUAAAUACGUUUAAGAGACACAAGUGCAUCAAGACUGAGCCGUUACCUCCGGAUAUAAUCACAGUUACCGUUGUUUAAACUCUAUUUAUGAAUAUAAUUUAACACAAUUCUAUCUGUAAUUGAUUCACAUGCACUUUGGCUCUUUGAUACUCUGUCAGUUGCCUUAAUUUGCCAUAAACAUUUUUAAAUUGCUAAUAGUUAGUCCCUCUUUAUAGCAGAUCCUAGGACUGGGUGGUAUGACCAAAAAUUGUUAUCAUGGUAUUUUUUAAAGAUUCUGAUGGUUUCACGGUAUGUUUUAUUUUGUAUGACUUGUAGUUUUUUGUACAUAGAAUAUAAAAUGUUAUAAUUUCAGCAUGUAUAUAAUGAAGGUUUUGAGUUCUAUAAGCUUCGCUCACCGCUUCCAGUUCACUUAUAACGUUGGUUUAGCGACUAACAUGAAGUCUUUUCACCCUGUAAGACAACCCUGGAAUCCAGAGUUGUAAUUAUCGCUCUGAAAGCUUCUCUCUCUACGGUCUAUAGAGGAAUCGUGUCCUUGCAUGUGUGGAAUGUUACUGUUUAUGAAACUAAAAGUGACAGGAUGGAUUCCAGAGAACAUCCACUUUAGACGUAAAAACCUCGCUAAUGUACACACACGGCAGAGUCCUAACACGAGUGCACCUUGACCCAAUUCUGAAUGUCGACCCAGCGAUCGUUGGAAUGGACCUGCUACCCCGACCCUCUCUAAUCCUGGUUAAGCCACUUGAGAGCGAGACGGCAUCUCCUCACAUUGUGCUGUGGCCUGGUUUCCUUCAGCUGCCAGAGAAGCCAGAUCCACAUUAAGCAUGACGAGCUGGUGUCAGUAUAAACGCUGAAGCGUGUCAUACAGUCAGAUCCUGUUACUGCCACCCUCUGUAAAAAUAAAUGACAAUUAAAGUCGUUCGCAUUUGGUAAUUUGUCCAAACUUCCUUUGCCUACAUAA
Molecule: messenger RNA, 1726 nt
Organism: Trichomycterus rosablanca
Lineage: Eukaryota; Metazoa; Chordata; Actinopteri; Siluriformes; Trichomycteridae
Product: zinc finger protein 239-like
Exons: 1
Biological process (GO): regulation of transcription by RNA polymerase II
Cellular component (GO): chromatin; transcription regulator complex; PcG protein complex
Molecular function (GO): DNA-binding transcription factor activity, RNA polymerase II-specific; RNA polymerase II cis-regulatory region sequence-specific DNA binding
Source: RefSeq, a predicted model, not a curated record